This is a messenger RNA of Condylostylus longicornis, 10806 nucleotides long. Its product is annotated as cubilin homolog. Gene Ontology annotation, molecular function: calcium ion binding. NCBI's taxonomy places the organism in Eukaryota, Metazoa, Arthropoda, Insecta, Diptera, Dolichopodidae. The record is from RefSeq and is a predicted model, not a curated record. The transcript has 30 exons. The coding region runs from base 1 to 10614 and encodes 3537 amino acids.
AUGUCAGUAAAUAAAGUACGAAGUGGUACGUGGAACGCUUAUGGCAGAUUUUUCUUAGAGCUAAAAAUAUCAACGCCCAAAAUCAUCUCAAGAAAUGGUAACCUUAUACUUGAAUCAGCGAGGGAUAAAAAUAUUACAUUACGAGUGGUUGGGAACGGACGUAUUUUAAUAAAUAAUGUUGAUAUUUCAACAAAUAAAAUCGUAAAACCACCGGUAAAUACAUUAGAUUUUAACAAUAAUCAACAAAAUUCUUGGAAUUUUAAUGAUGAAGAUGAAAUAAAAAAAGUUUUAAACACUUUUGCUUUAAAUAUCACUAAAUUAAGCAACAUAACUACACAACAGAAACUUCAAUUACGACGUUUACAAACUCGAGUAUCUCGAAUAAAUAGGGAUUUUUUGAAUUUAAUUAACAAUUUGAAAGCCAAUAAAUGCGUUGAUGGACCCUGCAAAAAUGGUGGAACUUGUAUACCAAUUUACAAUAGCUUCUUAUGUCAAUGUAGUGCAGCUUGGCAGGGUGUUACAUGUGAAACUGAUGUCGAUGAAUGUUCACAGUUUUUGAAAACUCCUAAUUUGGGUUGCCAAAAUGAUGCGUGGUGCGAAAACACUCCUGGCGGAUACAAUUGUCGAUGCAAAUCAGGCUACUUUGGAGUACAUUGUACAGAAAAGGAAAGAGAUUGUUUAAAAGGAUCUACUCACGAGCUAUGUGGAAAUGGAGUUUGUCUUAAUACCAAAAAUGGAAUUGAAUGUUUAUGUGAUCAAGGGUGGAAAAAACACGAAGUCACUGGAGCAUGUACCGUAGAUAUAAAUGAAUGUGAAGCUGAUAUUAAUCCAUGCCACUCAACAUGCAUUAAUGUGCCAGGGAAAUUUUAUUGCGGACCAUGUCCCAAUGGUUUUAGUGGAAAUGGCUUUGUUUGCAGUGAUAUAAAUGAAUGUGAUAUAAACAAUGGUGGUUGCAGUCAACUUGCGAAAUGUGUUAAUACGUUUGGGUCAUUUCAUUGCGGUAUGUGUCCUCCUGGUUAUUAUGGAGAUGGGCGAACUUGCGAACUAUCUGAAACUAAUUCAUGUGAUUCACUGGGCUAUUGUUCGCCUCAUGCCAAUUGCCGCAUCAUAUCUGGUGUCCCAAUUUGUACUUGUAAGAUAGGCUACGAAGGAAAUGGGCAAAUAUGUAUAGCAACCAUACCGGAGUCAAAUCCUUGUGCUUCAAAUCCAUGUGCUCCGAAUGAACGUUGUGAACGACUAUUAAAUUCAGGAUAUAAAUGCGUUUCGUAUUCUUUAUGUUUAAAUAAUCCAUGUAAAAAUGGAGGAACUUGUAUAGAAAAAGGGCAAACAUUUGAAUGUGCAUGUGCUCAAGGCUUCAAGGGACGCACAUGUUUGACGAUUGACAAUGGUAUGUGUAAUAAAGUUAUAGUCGACGAUACUGGGACUUUGGAUUUGAUGAACUAUCCCCCCGAUUCAAACUGCUACUAUAUUCUACAAACAACGCUGGACAAAAUUUUGAAUGUUACUUUUAAUAAAUUUAACUUGAAUAACAGCACAGACUGUUCGAGAAAUUUUCUACAGUUGCAUAAUGGUAAAAAUUCUGCUGCACCAGGCUUUGGACGAUAUUGUGGAACGCUAUUUCCAAUGAAUGGUCAAUUUUAUACAUCACACAAUUUUCUUUAUAUAUGGUUUAAAACAGAUUCUUCACCAUCAAAUCCUACACUUGGCUUUCAAUUAUCAUGGGAGUCCGUCAACCCAGUUUGUGGUGGCCAAUUUACCUUUGAAAAUAAUUUAAAAUUGGCCGGUACCAUAUCUUCACCAGGUUGGCCAAGUAUGUCUCCACCGAAUCGUGAUUGUUCUUGGAAUUUUUUGGCUCCAAAUGGAAAAAAAUUAGCCUUUCGAAUUAUAGAAAUCAAAUUAAGUGGAACAGAAACUAAUUGCGGUGAUUAUAUAGAGAUUCGAAAUGGAGACGAUAGUACAAAGUUAUGUUCGUCCAGCAUUACGCCUUCAGUUUAUGAAACCACUUCAAAUAGUGCAGAAAUAAAUUUUCAUUCUGACCAGUAUUCCAGUGACAGCGCAUUUCAAAUUCAUUACGAAAUAACAGAAGGGAUUCCCAAUUGUGGAGGUAUUUUUGAUAAAACUCAUGGAUCCUUACAAUCACCGAAAACAGAAGAUCCAACGUUGAAAGCUAUUUCAUGUCAAUAUUUAAUAAGACAACCAGUUGGAACAAGAGUAUUACUUGAAUUUGAAACAUUUGAAAUUCCAGGAUUGUACAAUUGCUCAAUAGCUUCUCUAGAGAUUUAUGAUGGGAGCAACGAAAAUGCACCAUUAUUAAUGAGAAGGUGUUACUCAGACACAUUUGAGCCUAUAAAAUCUAGUGGAAACAAUUUAAUGUUAAGAUAUAAAUAUAUCGAUGGAUUCCCUCAUUCAGUUUACAACGGAUUUAAAGCGAACUACAAACUAUUGUGUGACAAGCAAUUAAAAAAUUCAAGUGAAGCAUUUACAUCACCGGGUUUUCCCAAUCCUUAUCCUAGUGGUAUCACAUGCACUUAUGAAAUCCAAGCUCCAGUAAAUCAUAUCAUUGCUCUUUCAACAGAAGAAUUUUCUUUAAGUGCUGGUAAAUUUCAAAGUUGUGCUGUAUGGGAUAAUGUAGAGAUUUUUACAAGUACUUCAAAUUCUUCUCGAUUUUGCGAUGGGCCAACAGAAAUUCUCUUAUCCAAAAAUAACUAUAUGAAAAUUAUAUUUAAUUCCCUUAAUAAUUUUAAUAAGGCUAAAGGAUUUAAAUUUCGUUAUCAAUUCGAAAAUACAGGUUGUGGCGGCGUGUUGACCGAACUUAAUGGGACUAUUUCAACAAUUAACUCAAGAAUGUCAGAUUACUUCUGCGAAUGGAUAAUAAAAGCACCACCUGACUACAGCAUUAGUUUAAAAUAUAAAAGAAUUAAUUAUAAUAACUUGAAUUAUUCAAAUUGCGAUAAACAACUCUUUCAAUUUCAAAAUUUUUCCAGCGGUGAAACACUUAAAACCGAGAUUUGCAAAUUAUCUCAAGCAAAAGACUUCACAUCUUUUGCCAACACAGUAACUUUAAUUCAAAUAAUUUCAAAGGAUCUUUCAUAUGACGAAGGCUUUGAAGUGGAUUAUGUAAUUUCUGAUACAGAAUGCGGGGGUACGAUUGUGGGGGCGUAUGGAGAAAUCAAAUCACCAGCAUAUCCCAAAGAGUAUCCAAAUAGCAUGGAUUGCACAUGGUUAAUAGUAGCACCCGACGGCCAUCAAAUAGAAAUUAAGCCGCUCAACUUUUCUUUAGAAAUGCUUUCAGAGACUUGUGGGGAAGACUAUUUAGAAAUAAGAAACGGAAAAAGUGAUGAUUCUCCUUUAAUUGGAAAGUUUUGUGGAAAAAAAAUACCAUCAAGAAUACCGUCACAAGCAAACUUUUUACUUUUACGAUUUCAUUCAGAUUAUAGUAUUCGUCAUCAGGGAUUCUUUUUAACUUAUGCACAAACUGCUACUGGUUGUGGCGGAAAUAUAGAUUCGUUUGAAGGAUCAAUACACUCUCCACAUUAUCCAGAUAUCACACAAAACGGAGCGUUAUGUAAUUGGUUAAUAACAGUUUCGGCGGGAUCUAAAAUAACUGCCGAAAUUGUUAUGGACAUUAAUGAUCCUGACGAUUGCGAUAAAAAUAAACUUAUAAUAUAUGAUGGAGGCUCUGUCAAAUAUAAUAAAAUUGCAAUAGGUUGUAAAAACGACACAUUAGAAAACAAAUCAUUGACACAAACAAUAUAUUCUACAAGUAAUAAAUUAUUUAUACGUUUCGAAACAUCUUCUGACGAACCAGCCAGAUUUUUAUUAACUUAUAAAACAAAUUGUACUUCAAUUUUAACCGAUUUGCAAGGACAAGUUGAAUCACCGAAUUUUCCUAAUAACUAUCCGAGAAAUUCAAUGUGCAUAUGGACAAUAGUUUCCAAGAAAAGUAAAUCUAUAACAAUGGUGGUUUCUCAUUUACAAUUGGAAGGUACGCUCGCCGAUUGUUAUUAUGAUCGUUUAAUAAUAACGGAGCUAAAAAAUAACGAAACAUUAAAAACGUAUGAAUUGUGUAAAGAAAAAAGUAAAACUAUAGUUAGUGAUGGUGAUUCCAUAAGAAUCAAGUUUUUUUCCGAUUAUUCUAAUAGUGCAAAAGGUUUUCGAAUAGAAUACAAUAUUGAAACAUGUGGAGGUUAUCUCAAGUCACAGAGGGGUUUAAUUCAGUCUUUUAAUAGCCCAUAUUCAAAUAACAUUUAUUGUAUGUGGACAAUAGAAGCUGAUUAUGGGAAUGUAGUGCAAUUAAAUGUUAGUGCAAAUUAUGGGCUUGAGAAUUGUGAUUGGAUAAACGAAGGGUUACUGAUUUCAAAUGACAAAACGGGAUCUGAUAUUAUUACAAAAACUUGUGGAGCUAAAAAUUUUAAAGUUGUAUCUCAUGGAAGAUUAAUGUACAUUUAUUUUAUGACGAAUGAAUUUCAUAAACAAAAAUAUUUUCGAGCAUCUUAUAACAUUCACAAACAAACUUGCGGUGGAAAUGUACUGGUAGAGACUGAUGUAAUACAUUUGCGCUCUCCAAAUUUUCCUUUAAAAUAUGAUCCAAACACUGAUUGCGAAUGGUCAGUGACUAGCACUUUCAACAAAAGAUUUCAAAUUAAUGUGCUAUUUACCGAUAUUGAAGAAAGCAUUUUAUGUGCUAAAGAUUACUUAGAACUUUUUAAUUCUAAUGACCAAAACGAAAAUACUUUAAUUUGGAAAUAUUGUGGAAAUAAUAUUCCUAUUCUAUCACAAUUUAACUCUACUACACAUAAAAUGGUUAUAAAAUUUCAUUCAGAUAAUUCAACUGAAAAAGCUGGGUUCAAUAUCGCUAUCAAAAGACUUUGUGGAGCUAAUAUAGAAGGAGCAACACGUGGUUUAUUGACUAAAAAACUAGACGAAGACAAUUGUGAAUGGAAACUAAAAACUUCUAAUAAUGUUUCUUUUAAGGGACAAUUUGCAAGUCCACAAUAUCCUUAUCCUUACAAACCAGGAUUCGAAUGUGAAACUACUAUCAAGGUAUCAAAAGGGAAUAUAAUUCAAAUCGUAUUUUCAAAGUUUGAUUUAGUUAGCUCUGACCAUUGUAACGAGGACUACGUUGAAAUCAGGGAAGGUGCGGUCAAUGGUAAAUUUGUGGCUGUAUUAUGUGGAAAUGAUAUUGUUAAUAAAACUUAUGAGUUGUAUGAAUUGGCUUGGUUGAAAUUUAAAAGUUCCUCAACUUCUGUGGGGGGAGCAGGAUUUUUAGCACACUAUGAGUACAAAAGGGAUGUUGAAAUAUUUACAGAACAAGUUGGUUCAAAGGGAACUAUAAUUAAUCCGCCACUUGAGAAUGUUAAUGAAGAAGUUGAUCCGUUUAGCUGGCGCAUAAUAACUGAUUUGGGAAAAGUAUUAGUUUUUGAUUUCAAAGAAUACUCUCAAGGAUUACAGUUUUACGAUGGGUUUGAUGGAACCGCGGGUGAAAAGAAAAUUUCUCAUUCGCCUCUUACUUUAAUAUCUACAUCUAAUUUUGCCUAUAUAGUCGCUGAAAAUUCAAAGCUGCAUCAAUUUUUAAUUGAAUGGAGAUCUGUCGAGAAAGACGAAAUAGCUGAGAAUAAAACAAAAUGUGGUGACAUCAUUGAAAUUCCUCAAAAUGUUGAAAAAAAUUUUUCCUCUCCAAACUAUCCCAACCCUUACGAAUCUAAUCAAAAUUGUGAAUGGAUAUUUAAACCAAAAAUGCACACUGAUCAUGUAGCUUUAGCAUUACAUGCAGCUGAUUUAGAAGUUACUCCAGAUUGUUAUGCUGACUAUUUAAAAAUUUUUAGUGGAGAAGAUUUAUCGAUAUGGAUUGAAGAAAAAGUAGCUUGUAACUUGACUUUCAAAUCAACACCUUAUUUUGUAGUACAUGGAAAACCUUUUCUAAAAUUAGUUCUGCGUUCAGAUGUAUACAGUGAGGGACCAGGUUUCACAUCUAUUGUUACAUCAAAAUGUGGUGGUAUUUUGACUGAAUCUGCUGGUUUUCUUGAUUGGAAUGCAAUGCUGGGUGAUGUAACUUGUGCUUGGAAAAUAAAAGUACAAAGAGGUCGGAAAAUCGAAUUUAAAUUUGAUUUUAGUUUUGAAACAUUGUUCUACAAUUCGGGAAACGAUAAAUGCGAAGAUGCCUAUGCAGUGAUACGUAAUGGAAUAGAUGAAGACGGUCCUAUAAUGCAACCGGGAAGAAUUUGUUCUAAUGCAAAUUUGGAGUUUGCAAAUUUAACUACAAUUUCAAACACAGCUUAUGUGAAAUUCCAAAGAAAACCCAAUUUAAAAAUACCUUGGAAAUUAUCAUACCGAGAGCAUAAUGAGUGUGGGGAUGAAAUUCACUUGAACCUAGAAGUCAAUUCAACAACUAUAGAAUCACCAAACUAUCCUCAAAUGCCACAUCCAUACGCUGAAUGUACUUGGACUUUUACUUCACCACCUGCAACAACAAUUAACGUCCAGUUUACGGAAUUUGUCACACACGGAAAUCGAAUUAAUUGUAUAGACGAAUAUAUUCAAAUUCGAGAUGGCUCCACAAACUUAGCUCCGCAAAUAGGUCGUUAUUGCAGAAAACCUACGAAAAGUAUAGUUGCUCAGUCAUCAAGUAACAAAUUAUUGAUAAAGUAUUUUGCAAACACUUCAGAACCUCUUGAUAUAUUUAUUGCUUCAGUUUCAAUUGCUAAAUGUUUUACUUUAGUCGAAGGUUUCUAUUUUGGAGAAAUAAAAUCAUUAAAUUACCCAGCAAAAGGAGGUUAUAUUCCUAAUUCUGAAUGCAUUUAUACAAUACAAACAGGAAACUUUUUCAGGGUUAAUAUUACUAUUGUUGAUUUAGAUUUACCUUUUAAUUCUUCAAAUCUAAAUAAAAGUGACCAUUUGGAAAUAUCAGCUGACGACAACGUUUCAAAACAAGUUGUUUUAUUGUACGGUAACGAUACAAGAAAAUUUUUGGAACUGUUUGGAAACAUUCGAAUAACAUUUUUUACUUACAACGCACAAACACAAUAUCGUGGUUUCAAGCUAACAUACAAACGGCAAAGUGCCUGCUUCCAAAAUAUACACGCAGAAGAAGGUGAUUUAACAGCCCGUAAGAGUUUUAGAAAAUUCUUUAAUUGCCGCUGGCAAAUAACUGUGCCAAAAGGUCGAAUAGUAAGAGCGAAAAUAACUGAACUUCAAUUAACAUCGCAAACAAGAUAUAGCAAUCAUAAAAUUAGAUUUUUCAACGAUUUCAGUGGUAAAUCAAAAAUUAUCGAAAUGACAAAUGCAACUGCAGAUUUCGUAAAUUCUACGGAUAAUCGAAUGUUAAUCCGACUUGAUGGUGGUUAUCCAAGCAUAGUUUCAUCAAUUAAAAUUAGUUUUGAUUCUUAUGGAAUGUCAAACUGCAUACCUGAUUUUAAUUUAUCCGCAAACGUAUUACAAACCCAUUAUGUAUCUGUUUCGAAUCUGCCAACUAAAUACUUUUGUUUAUCGAAUAUUAUGUUAAAAGAUGGUGAAACUAUUGGAUUUCGUUUAAAUAACCUACUACUGUUGGAAUCUAAUGGAACCGGAGCACCGAUUUCUAUUAAAACAGCAUUUACUAAUUACAAAACUUUUAUGGAAAAUAUAACUAACUAUGACAUAGCCCUAUCUAGAAAAAGUGCAACAUUGGAAUUUCAUAAUUCUGGAGAGUACAAGAUAUUUAAUUUCGAAAUUUCUGUAAUGAAACAUCAGUGUGGCGCUGAAUAUGUAAAUUAUGGACAAACUUAUUUGUUCACAUUACCUAUUAAUGUAAGCUCAAACUAUGGUCGUAUUGACUGUGCUUGGACUUUUAAUUUCAAAUAUUAUUUCACAAAUAAAAAUUUAACUUUUGUAUCUAACUUUGAAUUUACCGAUUGCACCAAAGAAUAUCUCGCUAUAUAUAAUGGAGAACUGCCAUCCGAUAUACUAAUCACAAAACUUUGCGGUAACAACAGUUUUAAUUUCGUACCAGAUGGAAAUUACCUACUUGCACAUUACCAUUCAGAAAAUUUUACAGGAAAGUCAAAAUUAAAUGUGUCACAAAGUUGGAAAAAAGAGUGUGGUCGCGAUAUUAUUCCAACCCUACGAGGUGCAUUAAUUUCGUUUGAAGCGAAAGAUUAUGAAAAUAAUUUAGAAUGCAUUUGGACCUACCGUGCAAAAGAUGGCUUUAGUGUAGCUUUACAGUUUUUCGGCAGAUUUUUCAUCCCAUCAAAUCCGAACUGCACGGAUGAUUAUUUAGAAAUUAAAAGGUUAUCAAUAGAUAAUAAAUGGAUUCAAUAUCCGAAAUUUUGUGGACGGGAAUCUCCUGUAACAAUAAAUUCCACAAGUUCGGUGUAUGAAAUAAAGUUUCGUAGCGACGACAAAAUUGUUGGCGAUGGAUUUAACAUUAAAUUCAUUGAUUUUUGUGGGGGAGUCUAUAAUGUAACUGAAAAUAUACAAACAAUUAAAAGUCCUGUUGAUUGGUACACAUCAAGAUAUCAAAUCAAAUGCAAUUACACUUUAGUUACCGACAGCAAUAACAUUAUAGUAGCAAAAUUUAGUAAAUUCAAAGUUGGUUCCGAUGCAUCAGGACGAGACUGUUAUUAUUCAAAACUUUCGGUUUACUAUGAAAAAGAUUAUUCCCAGAAAAAAAUUGGAGUAUAUUGUCAAACUAAUCCUUUGAAAAACGAAAUUAGAACUAAGAAAUAUAUCACAUUAAUAUAUGAAGGACAGCUAUAUACCGAUGAUUUUUCUUUUGAUUUCUACAUCGAAAGUUGUGGAGGAAAUGUAACUAAACCAACAAGGAUUCACAGCCCUAUGGAUGAAAAUGGAAUAGGAUAUCCUGCUCAAAUGGAUUGCAUAUGGUUAGUUACGGCUCCACCAAAUAAAGAUAUACAGAUUCAAUUCAGCUAUAUAUAUUACGAAAACAAUUACAAAUGUAUGGAUGACUACAUUGCAAUUUAUAAUUCAACAGAAGCUAUUGAUUCAUUUAGAAAAUUAUUACUGUGUGGAAAUCACACUGGUUCUUCAAUCCCUAUAACAAAAACUUCCGGUAAUGCAUUGAUUGUAACUAAAUCAGACUCAUAUAUGUCAUUUAAAGGAUUUGCUGCAGAUAUAUCUUUUAUUCCUAAAUGUGAUAAAUUUCUAAAUUUAACAGUAGAGAAAAGUUCUCACAUUGAAUUUGACUACUAUUUCAUGAAUGGAAACUACGAAAGUAAUCUUUUUUGCCAGAUAUAUUUUACGACAAGCCCCGAUUUCCAAAUACUAAUCGAAUUCAUGGACUUUGACGUGAAGGACUGUGCACAAACACAAAAUUCCAAUCUAACUUUAGAUAUUGAAAGAUGCAAAUGUGAUUAUUUAGAAGUAUUUGAUGGCCCCAACACGUACCAAAAAUCUUUAGGGAAAUUUUGCGGAAAUAGUUCACCAAAAAUAAUUCAAUCUUCAAAACAAUAUUUAACACUUAAAUUUAUCACUGAUAAUUCAAUUGCCGGUACUGGGUUCAAAUAUGAAGUUAAAAGGAAAGCAAACAUAUGCAGUACGCGAAAUAUCGAUUUAUACGACAAAAAAGAGUAUAUUGUAACAUCACCAAAUUAUCCGGAGUAUCCACCAAAUACUUACUGUGAGUGGCGCAUUAACACCAAUUCAAGUUUUCAAAUUAAAUUCGACAAAUUUGAUUUAGAAGAUGUGUCUCCCUUAACUGGUAUUUGUAAUGAUUAUCUGGAAAUAAUAAGACCGUACACAGUCAGCCAAGGAAAUAUUGAACAGGAUAUAGUAUAUUGCUCAAACAAAAUUCCAGCAAAUGUUAAUGUAUAUGCCUCAGAAUAUACUAUGGAGAAAACAAAACUUAUUUUUAAGUCGAACAGCGAAAUACAAAAAAGUGGAUUUAAAUUAAUUAUAAAGGAAAAGGGAGUUUGUAAUAUGACACUCAUUGAAGCUUCUGGAUAUGUGGAAUACGCCGUUAAAGGCAAGUGCCGGUUUAACGUCGAAAUUGAAGAUUCUAAAACUAUGGCACUUUAUUUUGAUAUUAGAAGUUUAAAUACUGUAACAAAAAACUGUUCUCAAACUAUUAAGAUGUUUGAUACGAAAUCCAACGAGCUUUUACAUCAAAUUUGUGUGAAAGAAACAUAUUACAGCUCAUAUCAAGUGUUUUUGAAAUCAAGUAAAGUAACUAUUGAAGCUGAACGUCUGAAUGCUGAUGGAGACUUUGAUGUAGAUUUUUUUUACAUGGGUAAUAGUAAUGGUUUAGGCUGUGGUGGAGAAUUUCAUGGAAUUAAAGGCGUACUUUCUAGUCCAAUGUAUCCUAGUAAUUUUAGAAAUUAUAGUGAAUGUCGUUGGGUUAUAACUGGUCCGACCAACACUGUUAUUGGAAUCUAUUUCAAAGAUUUUGAUAUGGGAUCCAAAAAAAAUUGUCCGUACGACAAUCUACAAAUUAUUGAGGCAUCUCCAAUUCGUUCAAAAGUUGCACUAGAGCUUUGUGGAGGCGAUGACCCAGGUUAUUUCGAUAGCAAAACAAACGAAAUUAUAAUUUUGUACAAGCGAACAGUCAAUUUUGAUGGUAGAGGUUGGCUCUUAGGAUUUGAAGCUAAAGCUGAAUACAAGUCUGGAACUAUCAUUACGUGAUCUGCCUCAUAACUAAAAAUUAUAUAUAUAUCUUCCAAAGUACACAAGUUAAAAAUAAAUAACCUAAUGACUUAAUAACUUAAUAGGUUAUAUAUUUUUAAACAAUAUAAUCAACAAUUAUUUCCACUUGUCAAAAUUAUAACUUGAUUUUAAGCUCAUUAUUUAUAACUUUGAAAUGAAAUACGAACAUGU